Molecule: messenger RNA, 4672 nt
Organism: Fundulus heteroclitus (mummichog)
Lineage: Eukaryota; Metazoa; Chordata; Actinopteri; Cyprinodontiformes; Fundulidae
Product: UPF0606 protein KIAA1549
Exons: 21
Coding region: 133-4272 (1379 amino acids)
Source: RefSeq, a predicted model, not a curated record
CCUCCUCCUCCUCCUCCUCCGCGGCGGCGCGGCGUGGAGAGGCGUGACGCGCCCGAACCGCAUCUCCAGGAUGGCAGGUCCUCCUGACGAGCCCUUGGCUCUUUGCGUCAGACCGCCGGCGCUUUGAGGACAAUGGACCCUGUGAUCCUGCUGGGCUCCAGCUUCAGGACCAGGAUCGGUAUGGACCCCAGAGCCAGGGCAUAUAGACAAACGCUUGGUGUGAUUUUUCUAGUGGCUGGCACACUGGUCUCAACGGCAGCCACCAGCUCAUCUGCUGAAGGUGUGUUGGAGUUAAACAGGACAAUGGAGCCAGAAUUUCAUCCCUCGUCACCAUCAGCUACAUCAUCCUUCUCCCCUCCCACUGGGCCCUCAGACUUCAGUUACCAUGUUAACAUUGUUGGUGCUGGCUCGGCAGAGGACCAGGAUGCUGGGGCUCAGGGGAUCCACCUCCUCCUGAGACCCCCAGACCUCCUGUCCCCCAGUCUGUCCCCACCUAUCCCCCCACACAGCCAGCCCACGCUAACUCCCCCUCCCCCCUGGGAACAGGGCCCCUCCCUAGAAGAAGCUUGGGGCUCUGGAGACUACCUGGAGACUCUGUCCUUCAUGGUGCCAGAUGGCGAGGAACUCAGCCUCGCCACGCCACUGCCCAGCCACCCCUGGGACACAGACUCUGGGGGGGACUGGGUCUCUUAUGACCACGCCUUCCCUUCACGUCCAACUCUCCCUCUUGUGUCUCGCCUCCCCUUGUCCCCCUCCUCCUCGGCUCCUAAUGCACCUCUGCACACCCACACUGUCCGUCUGGAUAGUUUUUCCACAUGGGACGAAGAAUACGACCCAGAAGACAUGAUGCCUCUGGAGCCGACGGAGGUGCUACUGCCGGACAUGAACAGCCUUGAGUACUACACCAAACUGCUGGCCCGGGAGAAGGAGCGGGAGAAGGAGAAGCAGAAGGAGAGGGAGCAGGAGGAGCAAAUACAUCGGACCAAGUCCAGACCCUCCAUUACGCCGACAACAACACAAACCUACCAUUCCCCUCCGACCCCAGUGCCUACCCAUAGUGGGCCUCCCACAGAACCGGAGCAGAAACGUCCCCCACAAGGACCCAUCCCGCCCCUCACUCCCUCGCCUGCUCUUACAGACGAGAAGUCGUCUACUCCACCUAACACCUCCCAAACCCCUUUAACACCUGCUCCACCAUUUAACACGACCAGCCAAGUGCCAUCCGCCCCUCCACUGGGACCCCCGACUCAUCCUGUCAAACCAGACAGACCGUCAGUGAUCACAGAAAAACCUGCUAAAACCCCCGCUAUGAUGACCACCACCCAGAUCACCUCCAUCAGUCUAACAAGAGGCCCCCCAGUCACCACCCCCAAAGGGGCCCAGACCCCGCUCACCAGACAGUAUCUGUGCAACGUCACCAAGCCUGAACUGUACCUGGUCCGAGUGGUGAGUUCUAAAGGCUCGUCAGCCGGUUUCAGCCAUGUCCGAGACUUGCUGAGGAGAGAGUUCAAUCGCUCAGUGGAGCUGCAGUUUCUGAGGACUCCGUCCAGUUUUGCCUUUCGCGUCGUGUCAGGGCCGAUGAUAUUCACUGCCAUAUCUGUCAUCAAUGCUCUCCGCCAGUCACCACGUAGCUCAGGACCCGUUCCUACAGUGUCCCCACUGUAUACCAUACCUGACCUCUGGUAUCAGAUCCACUCAGUGCUGCAGUUUGUUCCCACCCAUGUCGACAUCAGAGCGUGCAACUUCACUGAAAGGGUGGAGAGAGGGCUGAUGAUGGCGUAUGCAGAGAGCCGAAGGAGGUCCCAUGAGGCAGGAAACAUCACCGUACAGCUGCUGAAUGUCACCACGGGCAUAGCGUGGCCAGCAGUGGGGCAGAAGCUUCCUGUUGACAUCACAUUUGCUGUUCGAGAUGGAAGGGGCUACCUGCCUGGGUCGGAGGUUAGCGAACACCUGAGGAAGCUCAGCCUGGUCGAGUUCAGCUUUUAUGUUGGAUUUCCUGCUCUGCAGAUAGCAGAACCCUUCCAUUAUCCAGAGCUAAAUAUGUCUCACCACCUGCGCGCCACGUGGGUCCGUACAGUUCUGCUGGGCGUUCAGGAGCAGCAGGUGGCUGAGAGGAGCUUUAAAGCUCGUCUGGAGAGACGUCUGGCUCUCCUACUGGAGGAAGGACUGCUGGAGACCAGCAGGAGGCGCUGGAGGAGAGCAACGGCAGUGGGCAACAACAGUCUGCAGGUGGUGCGGAUAUCCAGACUGUCGGGGCCAGAUCGGCCCCUGGAGGUAUUUUACUUUGUGGAGGGUCCCGGUGGGGAGAGGGUGCCGGCCGAGGUCACCGCCGCCACAAUGAACCGGCUAGACCUUCAGAGGGCCGCCAUUGUCCUUGGACACCGAGUCCAGAGGCCGUUGGCUCAACCGGUAGAAACUCCUUCCGUCCCUCCGGCCGAGACUCAAAGCAGCAGCAUUUGGCUCAUCGUAGGGGUUGUAGUCCCUGUCCUGCUGGCCGUCUUCAUUAUCAUCAUCCUCUACUGGAAACUCUGUGGGUCUGAGAAGCUUGAGUUUCAGCCAGACGCCAUCAACACCAUCCAGCAGAGGCAGAAGCUUCAAGCUCCCAGUGUCAAAGGCUUUGACUUUGCCAAGCUCCAUCUCGGUCAGCACAGUAAAGAUGACAUCAUGGUGAUCCAGGAGGCCGGCCCACUGCCCGCCCCCAUGAAGGAGGCCACGCCCUCUGAUGGCGGUGACCUCAACACUCCCAAAUCCAAAGGAUCAUCCACCAAAGCUGCACGCUACAGUCGCCGCAGAGGAAGGCUCAGCCCGUCAGACGGUGACUCGUUAGGAAGUGACCAGUCCAGUGGCAGGGAGUCUGCAGAGGAAAGCACCAGACCUGUAGCCACGCCCACUGAGGGGAAACACCACAGAAAGAUGCCCAAAAAUGGGAGGAGCAAAAUGGUGGUCCCGUCAGGCAGUGGUCCAGAUGAACUUCUCUCCUCAUCCUCUAUCUUUGACCACGUAGACCGUCUCUCCCGGGGCUCUUCAGACGGAACCCGCCGCCAGGCCAACAAGGUGCAACUCAUCGCCAUGCAGCCACGACCAAGUCCGCCCGCGGUCCCCGCUCCUUCACAGCCAAGCCCCUCCCUCACUGAAAAGGUCAAUACAGAGCAGGUGGCGCUAAGGCACAAGUCUGAGAUCGAGCAUCACAGGAACAAACUGCGGCAGCGUGCCAAGAGACGGGGUCAGUGCGAGUUUCCGUCUAUGGACGACAUCAUGGAUGCGUUCGGAGAUGGGCCGGUUCAGAGCGAAGCGGCGCAGCGACUCUACAGCUCUGCCCACGACCACAUGGACUGCAUCCUUCAGGCCGACGGAGCCUUACCCCCCACGCCUGCUGACUCCAGGAAAAGAGGGAGGCGCUCUCCUCGGGGCCGGAGGCCGCACCAAGGGCCGGGAAGUCUUCCAGAUACAGACAGAGAUCGGCUGCUCACAGACCAGAGCGCCACCUACAGAAAGUACCCAGGACUCAACAAUGUAGCGUACAUGUCGGACCCUGACCUGCCUCCAGACCACGGCAGUCCCUCCCCGACUGAUGAGGUCUUUGACCCGGCCCCAGCUCCACCUCCUUAUAUGCCCCCACAGCCUUCCAUUGAGGAAGCGCGGCAGCAGAUGCACUCCCUGCUGGAUGACGCCUUCGCCUUGGUGUCACCAUCUUCACAGGCCAGCGGCGUGAGAUAUGCAGAGUUGGGAAUCUCGCCCACCUCCAUCCAGGGUCUGCUGCAGAGGCAGGGCCUGGGGUCAGCAGGAUACGUUCCUGCUGGAGAACAACUGCAAGAAUCCAUUUACUCCAACAGGGGCAAGUAUGAUGACCCCCCUUCAUCCUCCAGACCCCGACCUGUAGGGGGCAGCACAGGGGCCCAGUUGCACCAUCUGACCCAGGUGGGUCUGUCCAGUCAGAUCGGUGCGUACCCUGGUGUAGGUCGCAGCAUGUCUGGACCCACUGGCUCCAGUUGGCACCAGCAGCACUCCGACCAGGACCUGUCCAGACCAGGAGGUAGCAGAGAGAGCGUGCUGUCCUUCCCUGAGUUCUCUUCCUCAUCUAUUUUUCAAAUGCCCGGUUCUUCAUUACGAGAACCAUCAGCUCCACCCCUCCUCUUAACCUCCCCCACCCCAGAAUACCCACCAGAGGAUGCCUCCCCGUCUGCCCACACAUCCGCCUCUCUCAUCAAGGCUAUCAGGGAGGAGCUGCGACGGCUGGCCCAGAAACAGGCGGCCGUCACCAGCUAUCCUUAAACUGACCUGGAUUUUUCAGGGGUUACUAGCUGGUCAAACGGUUUGUGCCGCUAAACCCAAACUACCAAGGAUCCAUAUCUGCUAACAAAGGGCAGCGUCUCCUGAAGACCACCAGUACUUAACAGGGUCUUUGUAUUCAUCUGUCCGCUACCUUUUGGCCGGUGUCCAUUGCACAAAGUUAGAUCUACAUUUCCACUGAAGUGGAUCACAGAGGAUCAGCGUACCUGGACUCCUACACCGACUCAUCCUUCUAGAACUUCUGGAACAGCAAUACAGCCCCAUAAUCUAGAAAUGAAAGCUCCCUCUUGAGGUCUGAAGUCGAAUUACUGCAAAAACGGAACUAAAAAUAAGUAAAAUGCUCUUAAAAUUACUGUAUUUUUCCUUGCUUUGAGUAGGUAAA